This is a messenger RNA of Closterium sp. NIES-67, 2153 nucleotides long. The record is from the annotation of a GenBank genome assembly. NCBI's taxonomy places the organism in Eukaryota, Viridiplantae, Streptophyta, Zygnematophyceae, Desmidiales, Closteriaceae.
AGGACCCUUGCUCACGCCUGGACUACGACGACACAUGUCCUUCUAUAGCGGUUUCACGACGUCAAGGCGCACCGCAGAACUCCAACGACGCGCCCUUCGUUGAGUUCGCGAAGCCGCGUAGGCCAGCUUAUUGUGUUUUGUAGUCCAAGCAAGCGCAGGCGUAGCCGAACGCUACAGACGAACUGAACGCUACAAACAAACAGAGUCAGGGACGCGUUUACACAUAGAUGACCCCUCAGCUGCGCCUGCCAAUUUCGACCGUCGUCUUGCUUUCCCCAGGCCUUCGCAACCCACUUCACAGGACACUAUUUAGGGACAUCCGUCUGAGGGGGCCGCGUGGUAGUGUCACAACUGCUCGAACCCACACUCCACCAUCACACCGGGUGUCCAGCCGACACCUAGUUCAGAACCAGAACCUCUCCCAGGUGCCCCUGCCCAAUUGCCUCUUUUUACGGGCAACUGCCCAGUCCUUUUCCGUCCCACCGUGGGAAGACGCGAUGCGUACUGCCAGUGGUAGGCCGACACGUUUAUGCGCAUCACGAUGUUGGCGAGAAACGUGCGGCACGGGACAGGACGCUCUCAGGGCGCCUCGAGCCUCCUCGCCUUGCCCCACGUACUUCGACAGCCUCGUCGGUGGCGCACCACCGAACUCCAACGAGGCGCCCUUGGUUGAGCUGGCGAAGCCGCGAACGCCAUCCAAUUGCGCAGACAUACCCCACCCGUCUUCUGCUGCACGGAUACCCGACCCAUUUUCCCCAAGCCUCCCUCUCGGCCUCAUCGCAGUUCACUAUUAAGGGGCAUCCAUCUGAGAGAGCUGCAGUUGUAGUAUUGGUGUUGCAACCUCCCGAUUCUCACCAUCAGCAAGCUCCCACACCACCAUCGUCGAGCCCCUUCCCACCUCUGCCCCGAGUCGGCCGUACUACUAGCAGUACCCAUGGCCCGCCUUCAGUCCCCAUCGUCGGCGUUCGUCCUCACCUUCUCCGUGCUUCUCUCCGCGUCGCUCUGGGCGGCGACUCUCCCGCGCGUCGCGCACGCAGUCGACCUCUCCUACGUGCUUGAGCAGAUCCGCAACAAGACCCUCAUGGACCCCUACAUCGCGGGCAUAUCCGCUGGAAUGGUGGAGUUCGCCGCAGGGUACGACAAGGUGAAGGACAUUACUGGAGGGUCCCUCGUGCUACCCGAAGACAACGGCUGGACAAGUGCACUCGCGGGAUACAAGGCCAAGAACCCGACUGCUACAACUGCGUCGGACCCGGUUCUCGAGGCGCUCGACACGAUUGUGAAUCAGAAGGGGUCCGUGUCGUCGCUGAACUCCAUGUCCAACAACGGCAAGAAUGCCAUGUCGCGACUCGCCAAGUUCCUGGCGGUCCGCGAUUUCAUCACUCCCUCGGAAAUGACAACCGGCAAAUACAAGAGCGGAAAGUUCAGCCUAAGCACGCUGGUCAACCAGCCGAUUUUCCUUUACGGCGGCGUCACUGGAGCAACCACUUCCCUGGAUCAUGCCUUCACUGGGACCGACCUAGGCCUCACUGUCUCCUCAGGGAGUGGCAGCGGGAGUGGAGGAUCUGUGACGGAGAGUGAAGCAGGAGGGCCAAAAGCAGUGGCGAGGGUGAAUGGUGCUUUUCAGCUGGUGACGAGCACUCAGGUUCUUGGCACGACGACGUCAUCCUCUGACAUGACCUUCAUUGUGACAGAUGCUGUGGUUUUCCCUGCCAACAUGGGCUCCCUCACCAGCUAUGAUCCUGUCUCACCGUAUGGCAAAGCUGCAGGCUCGUUUGCACUCAGUGGAAACUACAUGGCCCUGGUUCUCUCUCUGAUUGGACUGCUUGCGCUCGUGUGAAGGAUGGGUGACCACUAUGGGACAUGCAUUUUUGUAUCCCAAAUCUUGUUACCUAGCUUGUGUUUCCUGUUCCUUGUGCUAGCUUGUGUUUCUUGUUGGCUUGAGUUAGCCAAGCAGCUUGCUUCUUGAGUGAGCCCAAUAGCUUUUGUUUCUUGUUGGCUUGAGUUCGCCUAGAAGGUUGUGUUUCUUAUUGGCUUAGUCCAGCUUUGUGGUAACCAAAAUGCCUCUAAAUUUUGAGGGGGGUGUAAUUAGUGGCUAAUUUUGUAUAACGCCUGGGUGUUGUGGAACAUGCGUAUGUGAUAUUGUUUUUCCU